UCAGUGCGCAGCCGCGAGUUGUCACCGCUGUCGCUCUCCGCCUGUGUUCUCCUGAACCUCCAGCAUCCCUGCGCAGGCUCGUGUAGACGUGUGUGAGUGUGUGUGUGUGUGCGAGAGAGAGGCGAAAGCGUUGUCAGAGAAAAAUGUGAUGGUGGAAUAAGUUCUCGCUGCGAUCAGCUCGCGAUGCAGGAAGGGAGGCAUGGCAGAUUGGAUUUCGCGCUGCGCUUCUUUGGACCUUUUUGUUUUGAGAAAUAUCAUGCGGAAUAUUCCCAUCUGUAGGUGUUAACGCAGACAAUAUCAAGAUGAAGAAGCAGUUCAACCGAAUGCGACAGCUCGCCAACCAAACGGUGGGAAGGGCUGAGAAAACAGAAGUGCUGAGCGAGGACCUUUUGCAGGUGGAGAAGCGUCUGGAUCUGGUCAAACAAGUGACACACAGCACUCACAAGAAGCUGACGGCUUGCCUGCAGGGCCAGCAGGGGGCCGACGUGGAGAAGAGAUCCGUCAAGUCACCUUCGAAGAAACUACCGCUCGCCAUUUUAGCGCAAUGUAUGGUGGAGGGCGCCGCAGUGCUGGGGGACGACUCGCUCCUCGGGAAGAUGCUGAAGAUGUGUGGCGAGACGGAGGAGAAGCUGGCGCAGGAGCUGAUCCAGUUCGAGUUCCAGAUCGAGAGAGACGUGGUGGAGCCUCUAUAUUUACUGGCCGAGGUGGACAUCCCCAACAUCCAGAAGCAACGAAAGCACUUAGCCAAACUGGUACUGGACAUGGACUCCGCACGCACAAGAUUUCAUCAAGCCUCCAAGUCAUCAAGUCACCCAAGCACUCUGCAGCCGGGCGCGAAGUCCGAGUCCCUCAGAGAGGAGAUGGAAGAGGCUGCCACUCGCAUGGAGAUUUGCAGGGAUCAAUUGUCAGCAGACAUGUACAGUUUUGUGGCCAAAGAAAUAGACUAUGCAAAUUACUUCCAGACGAUGAUAGAGACACAGGCGGAGUAUCACAGGAAGUCUUUGGAGAUACUGCAAAGCAUCCUGCCGCAAAUUAAAGCUCAGCAAGAGGCGUGGGUGGAGAAACCGUCGUUUGGCAAGUCUCUGGAGGAACACCUGAACAUAAGUGGGAGAGAAAUCGCCUUCCCCAUCGAGGCGUGCGUCACCAUGCUGCUGGAAUGUGGCAUGCAGGAGGAGGGUCUCUUCAGAGUGGCUCCGUCGGCCUCCAAGCUGAAGAAGCUGAAAGCGUCGCUGGACUGUGGAGUUUUAGAUGUGCAGGAGUAUUCCUCUGACCCGCACGCCAUCGCAGGGGCUCUGAAGUCGUACCUCCGUGAGCUCCCGGAUCCGCUCAUGACCACUGAACUUUAUGAUGAAUGGAUCCAGGCUUCAAACAUUCAAGACAUGGACAAGCGGCUCCAGGCGCUAAUGGCUGCAUGCGAAAAACUCCCCACUGACAACUUGAAUAACUUCAGAUACCUGAUCAAAUUCCUAGCCAAGCUGACAGACUAUCAAGACUCGAACAAGAUGACUCCCGGAAACAUCGCUAUCGUCCUCGGCCCCAAUUUACUCUGGACACACACGGAGCCGAACAUGACGGAGAUGAUGACCACGCUGUCCUUACAGAUAGUCAGUGUCAUCGAGCCCAUCAUCCAGCACGCAGACUGGUUCUUCCCUGGAGACAUUGAAUUCAACUUGACCGGCAGCUACGGGAGCCCCAUCCACACCAACCACAACUCCAACUACAGCUCCAUGCCCUCCCCAGAUAUGGAGCAAGCGGAACGCAAGCAGCCGCACGACCAGAGCCGACGCCCACUCAGCGUUGCCACGGACAACAUGAUGCUGGAGUUUUACAAGAAGGAUGGCAUUAGGAAAAUCCAAAGCAUGGGAGUCAGAGUCAUGGAUACUAACUGGGUGUCACGUAAAGGCUCAUCCACACUGGCACGCAAGACUUCCUCAACGCCACCGGGAAGCUCCCCUGCAGACACUCUGAUCCCGGAGCAGCCGGGAGAGUUCGCCAUGUCCCCGUCGGCGACGCCACCGCUCGGAGAAAGGGUUUGCUCAGACAACGUCUCGCCCCAUCGGCCGGACACCUCUCAUGCCCACCCACCCCCCGGGGACGACCGCCCACCCCCUCCUUACCCUGCCACUGCCCACCACCAUUUCUAUCCCAAACCCCCUCCCUGUGCCCGCCCCGUGGCACCAGGUCCAGAGUCCCAGCCCCCUGCCUCUCCCCCGCCCCCACUACGUUGGUCUGGCUUUACUCCCCCUGCACCAAUACCGUCCUCCUCUUCCUCUUCCUCCUCUUCGUCACUUGACAUCAAUUCGAACCCCAAACCCAGCUGUCUGCACUUCCCUAAGCACAGUCCGCCCGGUGAACUGUCGCAUGCCGCGGCACCAGAUACUAACGCUUCACCGCUCUACGUCAAAACCCCUCUGGUACUAACCCGCCAUGACCAGUCCCUUGUCAAUCCACCUAGCAACCCUUCCUCAACGCCCAUUCCCCCGGCCCCACCGUGGGCAGCCUGCCCAUGUGCCAGAGAACGAGGACCCCCCAGGCUGACUAGUUCACUGAAGAGUAAAGAACUUUCUCCUGUCAUUGGACACAAAGCCAUUCAAGUGGCCAGUCCGACAGUCCCCCCAAACUGUAGUCCUCAGUGCAGCAGUCAGUCCCCCCACUCCACAGAGCACAGUCCACACACUCUUCGCAAAGGUUCCAAAAAGCUGGCACCGGUGCCCCCAAAGGUCCCUUAUGUCCAGUCUGGAGGGAUGUCCGACCAGUCGACAGGUCAGCCAUCACCAGUGAGCUUAUCUCCAACGCCUCCUAGUACCCCUUCUCCUUAUGGACUGGUGUGCCCCCCUGGACAAAUGCCUCCGCCAUCCCCUGGGCAGAGUUCUUUGGGGACACCUCACUCUCUUUCUUCCCCUCCCUCCCUGACUGGGACUCUUACCAAGUCGCGGCCAGCCACUAAACCGCGGCAGAGACCCAGCCUGCCCCCUCCACAGCCACCCCCUGCUCCCCCAGGGAUCACUGGUCAAGGCCCGCCCCCUGUUCCCCAACCCCUGGAGCAAGGUCUUCAGGAUGGACUGUCUCCAGGAGAGAGCAUGUCAACAGAUAUCUUCAACUAUGAAAUCCCCUCCAUCAAUGUAAAUCUGGACAGCCUCAUCGAUGAGUUCAGCGGUGCCCCCUGCAGGAGAACCCUGGCAGUGACAGACUCUCCAGAAAGGGAUGCUGUGCCUGAGGAGGAGCCCCAGAGCACGACUCUAUGACCUAAUGCACAAGUGACACCCCCUGUGGCUGCUCUGAACUGUCACCGCCAAAGUCUGAGGGACGCACCACAUGGCCUCACAGACACCCCACCGGAACUCCUGCUGCAAGCUGCAACAAAACCUCUCGCACCACUGCUCGCUAGCCCGUAAUGUGACUACAGAACACCAAAAUGCCAUACAGGAGGAACAGCUGCCUUUAGGAGGAAAGACUGGGAUAUCUAUCAGAUUUUAGCUUUGCUUUGAUCAUUGUUGCAGUGGUCUGUAUUUCUGUGCUUUGAUUUCUAUUUGCCUUAUUAGAUUUAAUUCAUUUGAACAAUGAUACAACUUUUUUUUUUUAAGGGAGAUGCCGAGAAGCUUGCAGGGUCUUCAUGCUAUGUGCACAUUUAAGGAGAGGCCUGGGGACAGGUUUGGUUAGCGGACGAACCCCCACCCUGUCACUAGUUUAACUCACUUUGUACCAGCACAAAAAGAAUGUCAUUGUAAACUACAACUUUUUUGAACCUCUCUGUCCUGAAGACAGCGACAUUUGCAUGAAAAACCGAACCAACCGCGUCGGUGGGAGGGGUCUCGGAGGGGGGCGGCGCUUUACUUGGCGUGAGUGUCUUCGUUGCCGUUGUCCGUGGAGAGUGGAUUUCGACCAAACUUGUGCUGUUGAUAAUAAUGAAUGGAUGACUACACUGCCUCGAGGUUUUUGUAUGCUCUCUAUUUCUCAACCUUGUCUAAGUGCUUCAGGUUCAAUGACCUCUGACCCCCCACCCAGUGUAAAGACAAAGACUGUACAUAGAUAAAUGUAUAUAAAUAUAAGAGGAGAUAUAUGUAAAAUGCAUAUUGACUAUAAAGAUAUAAUAAUAUAUGUGCUGAUAUUUAUUAUGUGAAGAAGAUGUUAUUUUUCCCUGCACACAUCAAGAUUCUCUGAUCAUGAGUGAAGUGAUGAUGUCCUCUCUCAGUGUUGGUUAGAUUUGAGAAAAUCGCUGGGCAAAAGUUAAGGACCACCCUCAAAAACAAUUUUAAGUUGUAGUUUUGUACGUUACUUUUCUCCUGUAUUGCACGAACAUUAAGGUUUACAGUAGUUUAGCAAUGCCUUACUCGUACUAGCAGUGUAUGGAGGUGUUCUGUUGGAACCUUCAUCUUGCAUUGUUCCACUGGAAAAUAUUGGGUUUGCUUUUAGCGCUGUUUUCUUCAAAUCCUCGCUCAAGUGGCAGCUAACACCGGCACAAUUCUUUCUCAACCUUUCAGUUCUCUCAUGUCUUUUGCGCUUCAAACUGUAUACUGCCGUUUGGGAUGCUUUUUUUUUUGACUGGUAUUGUUGUGUUUGCAGGUUACCGCUAACUUAAUGAAAAUUUUAGCCUGUUAUAAAAUGAACUGUUCCAAACAUAUUCCAAUAAAUGGGUUGAGGGUGGUGCAUUGGUUUUUAGCACCUGAAAUUAUACUUAUUUUCAUGAUACCACACAAACUAAAUUUCUCUGUCGCCACUACAGGAAUUAGAUUUAAGUGCAAUUAGUUUGACCUCACGUUCAUCUAAGUCGUGUGUCUGCUUCGGUGUGUCCUCAGUGGGUUGGUGUAUGAUGAUUUUGGUAAAUAUAUUGAUGGUUGUGGUGAUUCUAUUUUAAGUGCCCUCACUAUUGUUUCUCUUUAUCAUGUAAUGAAAGCUUUUUUGCCCCCCCCCCCUGCUGGAUCCAGAGGAGGUCGGGUCGUGACGGAAUGUGACAGUGAAAUCUACCUGAUCUUUGUUACGCUCUGAGAUUGUGGAGUGGAGGUUUGCUUGCAUGACAGAAACACAGCAGUAUUACAGCGAGGAUUGCUGGAAGUUACAGCCACAUAAAGUAUUUAUUUUACUAUCUCAGAUCACUCGCCACCAAUUGUCUUGCGACGGCUUGUUUACAUUCUGUGUGGGUGGGAGGUGUUUUUGAAGGGGGGGAAAAAACUUGCAUGCGACUAGAUAGUCUUUUGAAAAAAAACAUGUUUUGUGUCAAUCAUCUUUUUAAGGGUUGUGAAGGUGUCACUGGAGCAAAUAAUGGGGCUGACUCUGGAGAAUGUGGAUCGUGGCCAAUGGUCCUUUGAGCAAUACAGUAGAGGAGUGGAGGUGCUGCCUCAAACACCACUAGACGUUCCAACUGAAAAAUGCCGCUCACCCCCCGCCCCCACCGCUCCCCCUCUACCCCUCUUCUGCUUAGCAUAUCAAGUGGAACACAGUGUGUACUGUGAAGCCGAACCUGCUAUCCUUAUCAGAAUGUCAGAAAAUAUACAAAUAUAUAUAUUAAACUAUA
Messenger RNA from Synchiropus splendidus (mandarinfish), 5512 nucleotides. RefSeq names its product Rho GTPase activating protein 44a (gene arhgap44a). Lineage: Eukaryota; Metazoa; Chordata; Actinopteri; Syngnathiformes; Callionymidae. Gene Ontology annotation, molecular function: protein binding; GTPase activator activity. Gene Ontology annotation, biological process: modification of dendritic spine; neurotransmitter receptor transport, endosome to postsynaptic membrane; regulation of actin cytoskeleton organization. The transcript has 22 exons. Gene Ontology annotation, cellular component: intracellular anatomical structure; postsynaptic density; cytoplasm. The record is from RefSeq and is a predicted model, not a curated record. Bases 303 to 3245 code for a protein of 980 amino acids.